Molecule: messenger RNA, 4808 nt
Organism: Acipenser ruthenus (sterlet)
Lineage: Eukaryota; Metazoa; Chordata; Actinopteri; Acipenseriformes; Acipenseridae
Product: activity-dependent neuroprotector homeobox protein 2-like
Exons: 4
Coding region: 300-3326 (1008 amino acids)
Biological process (GO): regulation of gene expression
Cellular component (GO): nucleus
Molecular function (GO): DNA binding
Source: RefSeq, a predicted model, not a curated record
GUAGCGUCACUUCCUGAUUGAAUCAAGCGCCAUUUUUCUUUCAGGAGGAGGGUGAUGCAGCUUAAAUUUAGUGAAGAAAAAAAAAAAAACACUACUUAUUGUUUAUUGCUAUUAGGAACGUCGUUGACGUUUGCAGGAGCUGGAUACAGAUAACUUGUUUCAAGUUGAGCGGUUUUUAUAUGAGCUGCAGUGACACCGGAGGGGCGCGUGUGGGUUUGUGUACAUUACAGGCAAAGACAAGAGAGAGGGCGAGAACGAGCUAGAGAGCUCCCUCUUCCAGAACUAAAAGGAAAGGCAACAUGUUUCAGCUUCCUGUGGUUAAUUUGGACAAAAUCCGAAAAUCUAGGAAGAGGGUAAAAGAGGUCUUGUGCGAUAUUGGACUUCAGAAUUGUAAAGAGCUGCUUGAGGAAGUCCAAAGUUUUGAUGCAGGAGAUAAAUACUUCAAUAACACAACAUGGUGGGAUCUCUCAGAAAGUGAAUCGCAUAGAAGGAGACGGAAGCCAAGGUACCGCACCAAGACAUUCUGCUGCAGCCAGUGCAAGUUUUGUACAAAAACAUUAUACUCCUACAGAGCCCACAUACUGCGUUGCCAUGAGGAGGAGGAGGACCUUGAAACUCUGGCCGGGUGCCCCGUCUGUCCAUUCACAUCCCAUCCUAAAGUCAUCAAUCAGCACUUUAGGAUCUUUCAUACUAUGCCACGGAAGAACCAGACAUCACAGUCUGUACCCAGUUCUGACCCGACACCUCUAAAUGCUGUGGAUAGAUUCUCCUGUCGUAAAUGCUUCUUUCAGGACUCUUUGUAUUACUGUAUGAAGAAGCACAUUUUAGUGUCUCAUUAUCCUACCUUACUGAACAGUUACUAUGGGCAGCGAACAGAAAAUGAAAUGAAUGCCUGUAAGGAAAGUGGAACACAUCCUAUCAAAUUUUACUGUAAAAUUUGCAAUUUGCCUGCUGACAGCUCAGAGGCUUUGCUGUAUCACAUCUUGACAUCUGAUAAGCACAGAGAACUGGAGGUUCACUUAAAAGCCUUGAUUCACGAAAACACAAAAACAGGGAAAAGAAACCAGGUGAGGGUCCCACCGAUAGCCCCUAAGGUGAAAGUAUCUCAUCAGGUUCUGAAACUGUCCAUGUUGCCUGGAACGAGUGGACAACAACAACAACAACAACAACAGCAGCAGCAACAGCAGAUGAAAAUUGUUUCACUUCAGCAGAAUAAACUCUCUCAAAUCAUGGGGCCUCCCAGACCUCCUGCAAACACCGCAGGGGCAGCUGCUAUUGCAAAAGCUCGGCUUCCAAGCCCUCCUGUUUCUCUUACAAGCCCAGUCCGCACACCUGUGGGUCCACCAGCAAUCCAUACAGUCCCUGGAGGUGCAGCAACUCUAAUACGUGCUCCUGGCAGCACUCAAGCCUUCUACCCAGGGGGAUCAACAUCUGCUCUCAUACAGAUGGCCACAGCAGCUGCUAGGAGCUCACUGCCUUCCACCUCAUCCGUCACAGUCAAUUCUCUGCCUUCUAGAAGGACAACCGCUACCUUACCUGCCACAACCCGGGUUGUGACAUCCUUGGUACAGGCCUCUAGCCACUCCGGGUCCACUACUAUCAGUUCUUCCAAGCAAAAUGUCUCAUUUCAGCAGCAACAACAGCGCUUUACUGUGGUGCAGUCAGCCGUUCCACUUAACAAACUGGGGUUACGAGCACCAGGUACUCAGCCCCUCCUUGUUUCCUCACAAAGACUGAACCAAGCCAUUUCAGCUGUCAACCAACCUAAAGGUGCUAUGCUGGCCUCACAGUCUCUCUUUAGUCAGCUGAUUCCAACAGGCAAUAAAGUGAAUGGCUUACCCACCUACACUCUGGCACCAGUUCAGGUGACAAUGCCAGUUCAGUCUGGAAGUGUGCAGAACCUUUCAACGUUGCCAGUGUCGGUGCAGAUCCCCCAGGAAAAUACAGUUUCAAAGCUCCAGACAACUAAACCCAUUCAGACAGUCACCUGCCAGCCUAAUACAAACUCCAAGCAGGCUAAACAGUGGAUAACUUGCCCUGUGUGCAACGAGCUGUUUCCCUCAAAUGUGUACCAAGUCCACAUUAGAGUAGCUCAUAAACAGGCUCCUACCAAUAGCAGUAAUGCACCGCAUAGACUUGCAGCCCGGGCACCAUUUUUGAAGAAGAUUAAAGACAAAACCCUCAAAUGCCUGCUCUGCAAAACUUUAAUUUCUGAAAAAGGACUUUUUGAACAUGUGUUGCAUGGCUUGAACUGCCUGUACUGUCCUGCAAUGUUCAACUCUGUUAAACAGUUAGUGGAGCACACAAAUUCUGAGCACAAUACUAAACAAAAAGUAAAUAGUGAAUAUCGGCUUUACACUGAUGGCAGUGGGGAACUUGUUUUUCCCUAUUUUGACUUGCACACUGCGGCGUCCAAUGAGCAAGUGGGAGACAAAGAAGUUCAUCUAGCCCUUGUCACAGGAACGCUGGAGGUCAUCUACAUUAAGAUGCAUAUCGAGGCUGUUAGGCCAGUUUGCAGAGUAACUCAGAAAGCCCAGACUAAAGAUUGCCCUUUUUGUCCAGAGAAGUUUGAGAGCUCUGAGGAAUAUGAACUGCAUCUGAAGGUGAAACACCACAUAAUGCCUACAAUCCACACAAUUUUAAAAACGCCAGCUUUCAAAUGCAUCUAUUGCUGUGGUGUGUACACAGGAAAAACUACGGCAAAAGCAAUAUCUGUCCACGUGCUGCGCUGUAGGUGUGCUCCGAAGAACACCAAGGAUUUAGAAAGGACGUUAAAUCCAGACUGCAGCAUUCCAACAGUUGUGUCUGUGAACGGAGGAUCCCAGAGGUUAGUCAUAGUGCCACUGAAACAAGAUGCUCAGAUGACUUCCAAUUCCCAGGCAGACAAUCCUGGCUUUCAGAGUAACCUAAGGCUUGAAGUGGCAACGAGAGACUCUGCAGAUGCUAGUGUGAGGGAAAGAGAACUUACAGCUACGAAAAGGAAGAGGAUUGACUCCGAUGGUGGUGCCUUGUCUUCUGCACAAGAGCCUGUAGUGCAUCUCGAACUUGACCCCACUGGCUUCGAAAUGCGUGCCUAUGAGGACCGGAAAGAGUUCCUCAAUGACUAUUUCAACAAAAAGCCGUACCUGUCCAAAAAUGAGACUGAAGUGCUUGCAUCCCGCUUGUGGAUUAAUAAGACUGAUGUGGCUUGUCACUUUGGUUCCAAACGUACCAGAUGCUUAAAAACCAUCCAAAAAACCAAGGCAGUUGUCCUGUUAGGAUUUAAUAUGUGUGAACUAAAGAAAGUAAAACAUGACCUAAAUAUUGCUGAACUAAAUGAUGAUUGAACUGUUGAACUCCACCCCUCCUAUUAAAAAAAAAAAAACUAUGCUAGUACUAUUUGUAUUGCUUUUUAAAUAUACAGCUAAAACAAGUUACCCAAAGCAAAACUGCAAAUAUGUAUUUUGCAGCAAAUGCACUGAGGACAAAACAACGAGGACUAAUGCUGACAAACCUGGGAACUGACUGUUAAAUCACACUUGAUUCUCUUUCUGAUAAUGCUGAUGUCUUGCUCGCCAGGACAAAUUAAAGUUAUUUGGUCUGUGGAAACUCUGAAUGCACACACAACACAUUUAAGUACUAAUACACAGUAGCAGUCCUUUUAUUUUUUUUGUAUUAUUAUAAAGUGGGUCAUGAUGUGUGUUUUGUGUUUGGUAAAGACCAGACUAAUUUCCCCCUAUUUUGUUCUAAUUAUGUACAUUUCAUACAGUUCUAAUCCACUUCAAGACGAUGGCUUGUUAGUGUUGUGUGUGUUUUUUGUUUUUUUUUUGAGCGGUGACCCAUGUUACGCAGUAUAAUUCUGCUGUUUUCUCUUGUUCCUUUAACUUAAUUUCAUGGUUUGAUGUGAGAGGGAAAUAUAUGUGUAUGAUAAUUGCUUUGCUUGUGGUUUUAUGUACCCUUUAUGCUGAGGCUCAUUUUUAUAUUGUGUAAAUAUAUAUAUAUAUAUAUAAUAUAUAUAUAAUUUUUUUUGUAUGGUCAAGCCUUUUAUUUAAACACUUUAGAUUCACAAAAAAAAAGUGUUCAAAUGUAGAUAGGUUUUUAUACGUUUUUUGUUAAACAAAAAUGAAAUGCUUAACAGUUGCAUUUUAUUUAUACGUUUUAAAACAGUUGGACAUAUAUAUUCUGCUUUGGAUGUGCUUUAUUUUCUACAUGAGAGGGUAAAGCCUCUAACUGUAAUGUGAACAAUCAUGUUUUGGCUUACAGAUUGUAAUAGUUCUAAGGUCUACAGGGCUGAGGUGGAAAGUGAGUAUACUCACGGGCCCUGUUUUGUGGACCUCAUCUAAAAAAAGGUAACAACCCAGCGACCUUUCUCUUACUUUGCGCUGCAUUGAAGAAUGCUGCCUGGUCCUUUUUUAAAGUUAUUUUCCCUUAAAAUACCAUUGCCUCUUGCUUUUGAAGUCUUCAACAAAUGAGGAUUUACAUAAGACACAUCUGAAUUUCAGUCCAUAAAGUAAAAGAAAUGUUAGUUUGGUUCCACCCCAGACAAGUGCUUUUGUUAUAGAAUUAUAAAUAAAUGGCAGUAUUGGGGCGGGGGGUAGCGUUUUGCUAUAGGAAUAGACAAUAUCUAUUUAUAUUACAGUACUUAGGCACUGUUCAAAGUAAAAUGGUAAUGGUUUCCAAGAAGUAAUGUACCGCAUUACUAUUGUACAGCUCUUAUUUAUAUAAAUGAUACUUUAGGUUUGUUUUAUUUGGAUACAUAAGAUAAAUAGUAACUAAAUGCUAAAUUAAAAGCCUAUAUAUAUUUUUUAUUUUAUCUAUAGUAAUACAAA